AUGUCACGUUCCAGGAACCGGAGUGCGGAUGGUCGCUCGCAAGGGGAUUCUGAAACUCUGGCCGUGUCCCCUCUGAAGGGCUCUCAGAAACCCAAGCGUCAUUCGUACUCACCUGUCCUGGAACGCCUGUCUUCCGAAAGCGAGGGCCAAGACGAAGAUGCUGAACCCGCUGCUGACACUGCUCCCGCCAAUGUAGCUACACCACCGCCCGCACCGGCUGCCAAUGGCUCCCCCGUCUCUGCCUCUCCCCCCAGCAGCAAGCCCAGCUCGCCCUUCGUUGAACGCAGCAACCCAAUGGGCUCCGGAAACAUUCAGACCGUGAGCUCGAAGGACCCCAAGGCUGCUGCUCAGGCUGCCACGGAUAUGAAGAACGUCGUCCGCCGCAAGUUGACUGGCUACGUUGGCUUUGCCAACCUGCCCAACCAAUGGCACCGCAAGAGUGUCCGGAAGGGUUUCAACUUCAAUGUCAUGGUCGUUGGUGAGUCCGGUCUCGGAAAGUCGACUCUCGUGAACACACUCUUCAACACCUCCCUCUACCCUCCCAAGGAGCGCACCGGCCCCAGCCACGACAUCAUUCCCAAGACCGUGUCGAUCCAAUCGAUCAGCGCCGACAUUGAAGAGAACGGCGUCCGUCUUCGUCUGACUGUAGUCGACACCCCCGGCUUCGGUGAUUUCGUUAACAACGAUGAUUCGUGGCGCCCGAUCGUCGAGAACAUCGAACAGAGAUACGACGCCUACCUCGAGGCCGAGAACAAGGUCAACAGAACCAACAUUGUCGACAACCGCAUCCACGCCUGCGUUUACUUUAUCCAGCCCACCGGCCACUCUCUGAAGCCUCUUGAUAUCGAGGUGAUGCGCAGGUUGCACACCAAGGUCAACUUGAUUCCCGUCAUCGCCAAGGCCGACACUCUGACGGACGAGGAGAUUGCGCUUUUCAAGCAGAGAAUCCUCGCCGAUAUCCAGCACCACUCCAUCCAAAUCUUCGAAGGCCCCCGCUAUGAACUUGACGACGAAGAAACCAUCGCCGAGAACCAGGAAAUCAUGUCCAAGGUCCCCUUCGCCGUUGUAGGUGCCAACUCCGAGGUUACCGCCCCCGAUGGCCGCAAGGUGCGCGGCAGAAGCUACCCCUGGGGUAUCAUCGAAGUCGACAACGAGGAGCACUGUGACUUCGUGAAGCUGCGUCAGAUGUUGAUCCGCACUCACAUGGAAGAGCUGAAGGAACACACCAACAACUCCCUGUACGAGAACUACCGCUCCGACAAGCUCACCCAGAUGGGUGUGGCCCAGGACCCCAGCGUCUUCAAGGAGGUCAACCCGGCCGUCAAGCAGGAGGAGGAACGUGCGCUCCACGAGCAGAAGCUCGCCAAGAUGGAGACGGAGAUGAAGAUGGUCUUCCAGCAAAAGGUAGCGGAGAAGGAGAGCAAGCUGAAACAGAGCGAAGACGAACUAUACGCCCGACAUCGCGAGAUGAAGGACCAACUGGAACGGCAACGCCUGGAACUGGACGAGAAGAAGUCCCGCCUCGAGAGUGGGAGACCGAUCGAAGAAAAGGGGAAGCGAAAGGGAUUCUCUCUUCGUUAG
This is a messenger RNA of Aspergillus heteromorphus CBS 117.55, 1581 nucleotides long. It is a transcript of the gene aspB, whose product is annotated as septin AspB. The record is from RefSeq and is a predicted model, not a curated record. Lineage: Eukaryota; Fungi; Ascomycota; Eurotiomycetes; Eurotiales; Aspergillaceae. Gene Ontology annotation, molecular function: GTP binding; GTPase activity; molecular adaptor activity. Gene Ontology annotation, biological process: cytoskeleton-dependent cytokinesis. The coding region runs from base 1 to 1581 and encodes 526 amino acids. Gene Ontology annotation, cellular component: cell division site; septin complex; cytosol. The transcript is spliced from 3 exons.